Molecule: messenger RNA, 1597 nt
Organism: Selaginella moellendorffii
Lineage: Eukaryota; Viridiplantae; Streptophyta; Lycopodiopsida; Selaginellales; Selaginellaceae
Product: cinnamoyl-CoA reductase 2-like
Exons: 9
Coding region: 16-1431 (471 amino acids)
Molecular function (GO): oxidoreductase activity, acting on the CH-OH group of donors, NAD or NADP as acceptor
Source: RefSeq, a predicted model, not a curated record
GGCUGCUUUGCGAUUAUGGAGGGAGGGAGGAGAGCUUGCGUGAUAGGCGCCGGCGGCUUCAUCGCGUCAUGGAUCGUCGCUAAGCUGCUGGAUCGAGGCUACAAAGUUCAUGGCACCGUUCGAGAUCCAGACGACGAUGAGAAGAAUGGGCAUUUGAAGAAGCUCCCUGGCGUCGGGGAGAGAUUAUCGCUGUUUAGAGCUGAUGUUCUCGACUAUGAGUCGCUUGUGCCCGCUGUUCGUGGUUGCGAUGUUGUCUUCCACACCGCUUGUCCCGUAGCUCCAAACUUUGAGGAUCCAGACGCUGUGUUAAAACCUGCUGUGGAUGGCACUCGAAAUGUAAUGGAAGCUUGCCACAAGGAGAAUAUCAAGCGUGUUGAGACACAUAAUCAUUAUGGCCAUUAUACCAUUAGCACAAUCAUGACUAUAUUUUUAGAGAGAGUGUACUGUAGGGGUUUUUUUGCGAGUAUGGAGAGAGCUUGCGUGAUUGGCGCUGGUGGCUUCAUUGCGUCGUGGAUUGUUGCCAAGCUGCUGGAUCGAGGCUACACAGUGCAUGGCACCGUUCGAGAUCCAGACGACGAUGAGAAGUAUGGGCAUUUGAAGAAGCUCCCGGGCGCCAGCGAGAGAUUAUCACUGUUUAGAGCUGAUGUUCUCGACUAUGACUCGCUUGUGCCCGCUGUUCGUGGCUGCCAUGUUGUCUUCCACACCGCUUGUCCCGUUGCCCAUAAGUUCGAGGAUCCAGACGCUGUGUUAAAACCCGCCAUGGAUGGCACUCGAAAUGUGAUGGAAGCUUGCCACAAGGAGAAUGUCAAGCGUGUUGUGUUCACCUCCUCUGGAGCUGCCAUGAUUUUCGAUCCAAAUCGCUCUCGAGAUCAAAUCAUCGAUGAGAGCUGCUGGUCUGAUCCUGAAGCCUGCCGAAAGUACCAGCAAUGGUACAGGCUUGCUAAAACCGAGUCGGAGAAGCUCGUUAGCAAACUUGGCGACGAGUUUGGGAUCCAUGUUGUUGUCAUCUGCCCUGUUUGGGUGCUUGGCCCCAUCUUGCAAUCCAAGAUCAACGCCAGCGUUGGACUCGUGGCAACUUUGAUGAAUGGCUCGAAAACCAGCUACCCGAACAUAUACUUUGCACUAGUGGACGUGCGAGAUGUUGCCGAGGCACACAUUGCGGGCUACGAGGAUCCCAACGCCUCUGGCCGCUACUUCUGCAUUGCAUGCUCCAAGCUUUGCAAGGAGAUGAUCGAGACUCUCAAGGAGAACUUCCCACAGUACUCGUACCCAGAAAAGUGUGAAACUGAAGGAGAUUUAUUCGAGAAGUUCAUGAAUUUAUUUGAGAAGUUCUCAAACAAAAAGAUCCUGUCCCUCAUCAAGGAGUUCAUCCCCUACGAGAAGAUGCUGGUGGACACGGUCGCUAGCCUGCAAGAGAAAGGCUUGCUCUAAAUGCCGUGCUCAAAACUCCUACAAGCACUGGUACUCUCGCUACUUACAGAUCCGUCAAACACUUCCAGGAUUCAAAAGUGCAUAUCGAGGCGGCUCUUCGUCUGCAAAAUACGUUUUUCCACCCUGAGUUUUUCAUUAGCAGCAAAGUUUCUUCCAGCUUCUCUAA